GGCCCACAAACAGAUGGACACUAUGAGUAUGCGGUCGGAUGUCAGCGGUCUGAGUCGAGCAAGCAGUAUCGCGGGCAAGAUGGAUGACAAGAUGGAUGAAGCCAAGCACAUGAUUUCCCGCAUGUCGCGUGCUAUCCGCUCUACCAGGCCGAGCAAGUUUGAAUAUACCAAGGAGAGUAAACAAAAGAGCCGCGGCUCGAUGUCCAGAGCAAGCCGUAGAAACAGCGUCCGUGAUGAGGCUGCUCUUGAAACAUCGUCGGAACUCUUGUGGGAACGGGCGGUUGAGCAGUCCAUUGCGCACCGCAGAGGCUGUGGGGGAAAUGAAGACGCCAAUACUACUACAUCAUCUCCCGAUAUUGUUUCCCAACCUAAGGGUGCACGGCCACUAACGGUUGGUACUCUACCCGAGGCGGAAUGGUUCUGUGGCCAGGGAUCUGAGACUAUUGACAUGCUGGGCAAAGGACAGGCACCCAGAACCCCCGAAACUGGACUCUGUAAGUCUCGUUCCAUUCGCUAUGUGCAGCAGACCAGACCUGCAACCAAUGAAAGCGGGGCGGUGCAGACCCAGACAAAGUUUGUCAGUCGUCCUGGCUCGCAGGUCGAAGGCAGUGUGGACAGUCGCCGAGUCAUGACCUUCCCCAGCUGGGCCCAGACGGAAGUGGAUCAGCAGACGGCCGACACUCUAAUGAUCGACCAGGACCAGUCCUUAGAGUUGACCCUAGAGAUGCAGAACUUUCUCUUCCCGGAGACGGCUGCGAUGGAGAGACCUAUAGUGAAAAUCAUCCACGCCAAUGACCUGCGCGAGUUGGACGUUAAACUACGCAAUCUGGUCCAGAAGGGAGGCACAACCCCCAAAGCCCAUGGAGGCCACAUGGCACCUCUAAAUCGGAUUCAGAACCUGCGCGUGCCCAAGAAGCUGGCUGGUGGUGGAGUAUUUGAUGAGAACAAGCGACUGCGCAGUCUAUCGUCGCCCAGUCCCUUCACGCAGGAGGAGCCAGACGAGGAAAUAUCAACUAGCCCCGCUACAGAUAGUAUCGCCAACUACAAGGAAGUGACCGAUAUCAUCAACGCCGCAAACAUUUUGGAUCUGAGCGACAGCGAGCCCACUCCCAAAGUAGCCGACGGAAGUAUUCAGCGCAGCACUGUCAAGCGUGGGCCAAAGGCUCGCCCAAGACCAUCGCAUCUGCAGGACGAUCUUCGAUCCGCCAGCAAUGGGUCUAUGAAUAGCACCAGCGCCAUGUCAGACCACGUUGCAAGAUCCCACUCGAGUGCUUCUGGAGCACCCGUGCCAAACAGACCACCCCCACCAAAGAAGCUGCCAGCCUUUGUCAAGGCACAGCAACAGGAGAUCGAGAGUCCCACCAUGCUCACCAAGCACGAGGGCAUUCAGUCUCCUGAUGUCCAACAGCGGCGCCCUACCCGUCCUGCAAACCCACCCAAGCGACAGAUUACUAUGCGUAACUGAAGUGUAUAGCGACG
Sphaeroforma arctica JP610 is the source of this 1479-nucleotide messenger RNA. RefSeq lists its product as hypothetical. The transcript is spliced from 9 exons. The record is from RefSeq and is a predicted model, not a curated record. NCBI's taxonomy places the organism in Eukaryota, Ichthyosporea, Ichthyophonida. The coding region runs from base 14 to 1465 and encodes 483 amino acids.